UUCAUCAUUUCAAUGAUGUGAAGGAUUCCGUAGAAUCAAUAAGAGAUUAGAAUCUAUUAAACAUGCCAAUAGUAAUACAUCGAUGGAAUUCAUCGCAUUAAAACCAGGAAUAAGAGAACAAAUACUGUGAUUACUGUGCUCCUCACUUUAAUUAUUUUCUAUUUUCUCCACAGUUUAGUCUAUUAAAACAAAAAAACCCUAUAGACAUUUAUGAAAAAGAAAAAAACAAGAAAAAGCACUAAAAGUAGUAACCUAAAAAUAAAAAUUUAAAAUAUAAAUAUAAAACAAUGUUUACUCUCGCGCUGUGCAAUUUUUCAUACUAGAAGGGAAAAUAAUUACUACAAAUUCUUCACUCAUUUAGAAAAUGGCUGGAUCAUCAUCAAGUUUAGAUGAAACCAUUCUAAAAAAAACCACGGAUAUAUCAUUAUUAAGAGAAAAAGUUUGUGGUUAUAACUGGAAUCAAGGCCUAAAUUAUGAUAAAUUAUUAAAUAGUUACUUAAGUAGUGGAUUUCAAGCUACAAAUUUUGGGUUAGCGGUUAAUGAAAUAAAUAAGAUGAUAAAAUGCAGGAAACUACCCAUACCCAAAGAUAAAUAUAUAGAUAAUGAAGAUGAGUUUACGAUUAUUAAAAAUAAUUGUACAAUCUUUCUAGGAUACACUUCCAAUUUAAUAUCGAGCGGUUUAAGAGAAACUAUCAAAUUUUUAGUUCAACAUAGCUUGUUGCAGGUAGAUUGCAUUGUCACUACUGCCGGAGGCAUCGAGGAGGACUUUAUAAAAUGCCUUGCACCCACAUUUUUGGGUGAUUUUAAAUUAGACGGAAAAAUGUUAAGAGAACGAGGGAUAAAUAGAAUUGGAAACUUAUUAGUGCCAAAUGAUAACUAUUGUCGUUUUGAAAACUGGAUUAUGCCGAUUCUAGACGAGAUGUUAAAGGAACAAAAGGAUGGCGUUCUUUGGACACCCAGUAAACUUAUAGAACGUUUGGGCAAAGAAAUUAACAAUGAAGAAAGUGUAUAUUAUUGGACAGCUAAAAAUAAAAUUCCAGUAUUUUGUCCAGCGCUUACCGAUGGAAGCAUAGGCGACAUGAUGUUUUUACAUUCAUUUAGAAAUCCUGGACUUGUAUUAGAUAUCGUAUCAGAUUUAAGAAGAUUAAAUUUAAUGGCCAUGAAAUCGGUUAAUACGGGAAUGAUUAUAUUAGGAGGAGGAGUAAUAAAACACCAUAUAUGCAAUGCAAAUUUAAUGAGAAACGGAGCAGAUUUUUCGGUGUAUCUGAACACAGCAUCGGAAUAUGAUGGAAGCGAUUCAGGUGCUCGUCCAGAUGAGGCAAAGUCAUGGGGAAAGAUAAAAAAAGAUGCAACACCUGUUAAAAUAUACGGUGAAGCUACUUUAAUUUUCCCACUAGUGGUAGCGCAGACUUUUGCUAAGGACUUCUUUAAAAACAAGGAAAAAUAAGAAGAAUAUCACGACAUGAAGCGGCAUAAAAAGGAAAGGACUGGAAGGGAUAAUUAGAUAUGUCGACAGUGUCAUAUUAAGGCUGAGGUAGCAACAAAUGUCAAUACGAUCCAAUAAAAUAUGUGUGAAAAGGAAAAUUUAUAUAAACCGAUGAAAAUUUUACCCUGUGACCAUACACUUUUAGCUAUUUAUUUAUAAACAAUUUUAUUCUAAAAACAAAUACAUUUUAACCAAUUACUAAAAUUAUGUUUUUGUCAUGAUGUUUUAACUUAAAGAAGACUACAUUUAUAAUAUCUGGCAAUUACAAAUAAAAUAUACUCGAUUAAGAAUCUAAAUAUCAUAUGCAAAUAUCAAAAGAAAUUUAACAUAAAUUUUUUUGCGGAUUUUUUUGUAAAUCAGUUCUAUACAUUCGACAUAAAAAAAAAAAUACUUCGAACAAAAGUUAUCAGGUUUCGAAGGGGUCAAAUUAUGGUGAUCUUGAAGUCAAUUAUCAAGGACAUUGAACUGGAAACCCACAUUUUUAUAAUAAAAAGGUUGACCUUAAAAUGACCUUGGUAAUUGACUUUAAAUUUAAUUUUAAGGUCGCGGUAAUUUGAUCCCCCGAAACCUGACAACUUUUGUUAGAAAUAUUUUUCUUGAGAUGUUAGCCUGAGAAUUAAAAUGGAACAGUAAAAGUAUAGCGCACUCUGGUGAGAACGAAGCAUGUUCAAAAAAAAUUUCAUACAAAAGUUACGUAUUUUUUCCCACAUAAUACGAAUCUGAAAUUAAAAAUAUGGAUAUCCAUAUAAAAAAUUAAGGUUGACCUUGAAAUGACCUUGGUAAUUGACUUCAAGGUCACCAUAAUUUGUCCUCUUGAAACCUGAUAAUUUUUGUCCGAAAUUUUUUUUUGUUGAAUUAAAAAAAUGGCCUGGUACAUUAAAAUGGGACACCCUGUAUAUAUAUAAAAAAACAUCUUCCCAUACAGUAGUGUACUUUAUAUAUUUUUUUAUGUAUAAAAUUUAUUUAGCAACAAGUAUUUUUUUGGUGUAUGAGCAUCUCCGAGAUUAAUUUCGAACAUUAAGUUGUACAAUUUUAAAUCCAUUCGCACAGUUAAAAUGUAACUAAUAAUAUAAUUUUUUUAAGAAUUCACAAAAAAAUUGACUGCAGCUUCAUUUCCUCUACUUAUACCGGGUGUGCCAUUUUAAUUGAUACACGUAAAUAUCUCGUUAGAGAAGGCAUUAAUCGAAAAACGGCCUAAAGUAAAAGUUGCUCAGUUCACUGGGGGAAACCAGCUGCUUACCUAGGAUUUGACCUAGACAGUCAACUUCGGAAUUUUAAAUGGGACCCCUUAUUUUUAACCUUGAAAAUUGAUUCCGCAGAAAAUUUUACAUCCGGGUGUGAUCAUAACUUUGACCUUGAGGUCAAGGUCACGAGUUUAAAUGAUUCGUCACCCUUGAAGCAACCUCGGAAUAAGAUGUUGACCUCCAGAAUCAAUAGGAUUUGUCCUUGACCUCCUCUUUCUCAAGGUCAUUUGAAGGUCGACUAUAACUAUUAAGAAAAAAUAAUGCUACGAACGAGUGAAGGAAGAAUGAUAAAAAUAUCUUGUUACUCAACGAAGGUAUAACUUGGCUUGAGAAUUGAAAAAUGAGAUAUCUGAGUACGUUACAAAGUAAAACUGACAAAGAAAACAAAGUGAAGCUUCAAAUUCAAUCCCGAACAUCUUUCGCAACAUUUGUAGAGGUGAAGGUCGAUUUUUAUAGUCGACCUUCAAAUGACCUUGACAAAGUGGACGUCAAGGACGAAUCGAAGGUCGCGAUUGAGUACCUUGAUGUAAAUCCCAUCGAUUCUGGAGGUCAACAUCUUAUUCCGAGGCUGCUUCAAGGGUGACGAAUCAUUUAAACCCGUUGUGACCUUGACCUCAAGGUCAAAGUUGUGAUCACAUCCGGAUGUAAAAUUUUCUGCUGAGUCCAUUUCCAAGGUUAAAAAUAGGGAGUUCCAUUUAAAAUUACGAAGUUGACCUUCAAAGUGAAGUCAAGGUCAAAUCCUAGGUAAGCAUCUGGUUUCCCCCAGUGAACUGAACAACUUUUACUGUAGGCCAUUUUUCGAUUGAUGGCUUCUUUUAAAAUGGG
Anoplophora glabripennis (Asian longhorned beetle) is the source of this 3555-nucleotide messenger RNA. RefSeq names its product probable deoxyhypusine synthase. Gene Ontology annotation, biological process: peptidyl-hypusine biosynthetic process. The coding region runs from base 365 to 1447 and encodes 360 amino acids. Gene Ontology annotation, molecular function: deoxyhypusine synthase activity. The transcript has 4 exons. Gene Ontology annotation, cellular component: cytoplasm. The record is from RefSeq and is a predicted model, not a curated record. Lineage: Eukaryota; Metazoa; Arthropoda; Insecta; Coleoptera; Cerambycidae.